GUGAAAAACAAGUACCCAAAACACUAAUACUCAACGUAGAGAUGAAUAAAAAAAAUCAUUUGUCGUGUUGUCAAAAGAAAUAGUUCAAUACAAUCCAAAAUUGUAUGUGAAAAUUAUUUUAUAAAUGAAAUUAACAGUAAACGGUUCUAUUAAUCAACCGUACCGUGUAAGUUAAACAUGCGAUAACAAAGAAGUACAUUUUCCAAGUCAUAUAAUCAGUGCUAAGCGUACAUUUAAGUUGUUAACUGAAAAAAAAAGAUCUUCUGAGAUGGAUGGAACAUGGGUUCUUAUUUUGCUCGCUCUGGUGAUGUUGGUGGGAUCCUAUGUGGCUGGAAGUAUACCUUUGAACGUUAGCAUGUCUGAGGACAAGCUACAAAAGGUAACAGUUUUUGGAGCGGGACUCCUAGUAGGAACAGCUCUGGCCGUGAUCAUACCUGAGGGAGUACGAUCCUUGUUCAGUGAACGAUCACAUCCAACGGUAGUCACAAAAGACUUCACAGCAGAACCGCCGAGCCAUGACGAUGACUUGCAUUCUGUUAUCGGAAUAUCACUUGUACUUGGUUUUGUCUUCAUGUUGUUGGUGGACCAGAUGUCUGCAAGAUACAAUGACCAAAGUAAUCCAGUAGAGAAGAAUGUCACAGCAACUGUUGGCCUGGUGGUCCAUGCUGCUGCGGAUGGUAUAGCCUUAGGUGCAGCCGCUACAACGUCCCAUGCUGAUGUAGAACUAAUAGUGUUCCUUGCUAUAAUGCUGCACAAAGCGCCAGCAGCCUUCGGUCUUGUAACUUUCCUCCUCCACGCUGGACUUGAACGGAAUAGGAUCCGCAAGCAUCUGUUGAUAUUCUCGUGUGCGGCUCCAUUGCUGGCUCUCCUCACAUACUUUGGUAUUGGUAACGAGAGCAAACAGACGCUUAGCGAUUUUAACGCCACCGGUAUAGCUAUGUUGUUUUCAGCUGGGACUUUCCUUUACGUGGCUACAGUCCACGUGUUGCCAGAAUUGACACACCCCCAAUCACACACGCACACACUACUCCCCAUGCAAGAGGGGGUAGCCCCCAAAAAGGGAUUUGGAGGACUCCUACUAUCAGAGAUGGUUAUCCUGACCGUAGGCGCGUUGAUGCCUCUACUUCUAACAAUGGGACACAAACAUUGAUCUACAAAACUGCUCGACAGAUUCUGAUAAGGUAUUUUUUUGUGUUGGGACCAUUUUUCCUAAUGGAGUGAUUCUUUGGAUUUAUUGUUUUGAAAUAAUAUAGGGUGACUGGUAUUUUAUUUGUGACCGAUAUUUAAACUCGUAAUUGUACUCAUGAUAACAAAGAACUUUACCAAAAAACUAUUUUUCUAUACUCAUCACUUUUAUUAUCUUUAUUUAGCAUUAUAAACAUAGAAAUGACGUUUUUUUUUAAUGUUUCCUAGAAAUAAAUAAUAAAAAAAAUAUAAAAAAUGGUGCCCGACCCGGUAUCGGGAACAGGGUCCAAGCUACGGUCAGGGCUCCAGAGAAAGGAACCUCCUGACAAUACGAGCCGUGUCCAGGAGUACCACUUUCUGAAUCAAGCCCUUGAUCCAGCCACCUAACGAGAGCCUCCUAAGAUGUUGGUCGAGGCUCUUGGCUAUUAAGCCAAUAGCUGACACGACUAUCGGUACAAUGAUAGCUGAAUCCGCUUCCCACAUGUCGACAACCUCGCGUGCUAAGUAAAAAUAUUUAUAAUAGUUUUAUUGAUUU
Molecule: messenger RNA, 1720 nt
Organism: Spodoptera exigua (beet armyworm)
Lineage: Eukaryota; Metazoa; Arthropoda; Insecta; Lepidoptera; Noctuidae
Source: the annotation of a GenBank genome assembly